ACUGUCUCUCAUUCUUAGGCGAGCGUGCGACUUGGAAUAACAAACGCAAAGCGAAGCGCCAACUUAGCAAAACAUCAACAUUUAAAGGCCUAGAAGCAAAAAGUGCAGGAUGCAGUUACUAAUUAUAGGCAGUUUGGCUUUGAUGCUGCUAGCACCAGAACUUGUGUUGACGCAGUCGGACAAUAGCUGUCAUACGCCCAUUGACGAGCUGGGCUACUGUGUGCCCGCACUGCAAUGUCAGUUUGUGCUGGAUCUGCAGGCCACCUACGGCAGCAAUGUGCCAAGAGCAAUUCAGACUCAGCUAAGACAGAUGGCUUGCAAUGCGGCCGGCUCACAAAAUGUUUUUCAUCUGUGCUGUCCUACGCGUGCAGUUAUAUCAGCUCAAAGCGGUGGCAAUUCCGGCGGACCAAGCACAGCUAGAACUAAGGCACCAGUUACUGUUCGUCAGGCUACCAUGGACUUGAAACGCAUUGAUCCCAGCGGCAUGGCGCUGCUCAAUUCGGUAACAGAUUGUGGUAAAAAGUCCAACAUCAAAUUAAGCGGUGGUGAAGUCACCAGAAUUGGUGAAUUUCCUUGGCUGGCGCUGCUGAAGUAUGAGACCACUGGGCGUCCCUUUCUUUGCGGUGGCAGUCUCAUCAGUGAUCAGUUUGUAUUGACAGCAGCGCAUUGCGUAGCCAGCGGCAAAAUCAUUGGUGUGCGCUUGGGUGAGCACAAUCUGGACACCGAGGAGGAUUGUCAGUAUCUUGGCGGGCGUCGUCGCGAGUGCCUGCCGCCCUAUGAGGAGUAUGGCAUUAGUGAAAUACGUCAGCAUCCCAGCUAUAAGGAAAACACUAUUAACUACGACAUAGCGCUGCUUAAGCUGGAUCGCCCUGUCAAGUUCAAGCAACACAUUAAGCCAGUUUGUCUGCCCAUUGAUGCCAACUCAAAGGACAUAGCUUACGAUCAGAGCUUCUUUACCGCCGGCUGGGGCAGAACUGAAAAGGACGUCGCCUCCUCAGUGCUGCUCAAGGCAGUAGUCAAGCGUCAGGAUCUAAACGUUUGCCGCAAUUAUUUCAUUGAUGCUCCAGUUACUGAAAAUCAUAUCUGCGCUGUUGGUGAGGGCAUAUUACACACUUGCCGUGGCGACUCCGGUGGUCCCGUCUUCUUCCGCAAUGCUUUCAAGGAAACCAUACGCUAUGUGCAAUACGGCAUUGUUAGCUUUGGCGGCAGACGUUGCGGCACCAAUCGCAAUCAGCCCAGCGUAUUCUCCAAUGUCAUUGACAUGUUGCCCUGGAUUACUCAGAACCUUUAUUGAGGCAGCUAAUUAAUUAACCAUAAUUGAUAUUUAUUCGUAGUUUAUUAUUGACAUUGCCAUAGUAAUUUAUAGAAAUUGUUUGUGCUAUUUUUAAGUUUUAUGAAAUAAAUCUGCAUUACAAAAAUAA
Messenger RNA from Drosophila busckii, 1421 nucleotides. RefSeq names its product phenoloxidase-activating factor 3. Lineage: Eukaryota; Metazoa; Arthropoda; Insecta; Diptera; Drosophilidae. Gene Ontology annotation, biological process: proteolysis. The record is from RefSeq and is a predicted model, not a curated record. The transcript has 4 exons. The coding region runs from base 110 to 1294 and encodes 394 amino acids. Gene Ontology annotation, molecular function: serine-type endopeptidase activity.